AUGUCAUUGGUAGGAUAUGAAAAUUUCAAGCUAGCACGAAGAAGGCUGGAGGGUGAGGCUGAGCAAAAAAUAGUUAAGGCUGGGAGUGGGAAAGGGAGGGGAUGGAAGAAACCAGGGGGUUUGCAACUCAAAGCUAACUUUGAUACAGUUAUUAGUGUGGCCUCUCGGUGUAUGGGUGUUGGGGUUGUCAUAAGGGACUGUAAUGGAGAUGUUUUUGCUGCUAAAUGUGCUAAAAGGCCAUACAGUUGCCAUGCUUUUGUUGUAGAAUGUACUGCUCUUUGGGAAGCUAUGGUGCUAUGUGAGGAUUUGGGAUUAAGGGGUAUGGUGUUUGAAGGGGAUGCUAAGUGUGUAAUAGAUGCGGUAAAGAGACAUGUGAUGGAUGAUUCAAAGUUUGGUCACUUGGUGGAAGGUCUGCAGCAGAAACUGAAAAUGUAUAACAGGUGGGAAGUGGGUUUUGUUCACAGGGAGGGUAAUGAGGUAGCUCAUCAAUUGGCUAAAAUGGCUAUGUUUGGGGAUGAUGAUGUGUAUUGGAUAGAGGAGGGACCAUAA
This is a messenger RNA of Carya illinoinensis, 549 nucleotides long. RefSeq lists its product as uncharacterized. NCBI's taxonomy places the organism in Eukaryota, Viridiplantae, Streptophyta, Magnoliopsida, Fagales, Juglandaceae. The coding region runs from base 1 to 549 and encodes 182 amino acids. Gene Ontology annotation, molecular function: nucleic acid binding; RNA-DNA hybrid ribonuclease activity. The record is from RefSeq and is a predicted model, not a curated record. The transcript has a single exon.